AUGGAAAAAUCAUUCACAAUUUCAAAACUAUUCGAUGAAGAAAAUUUUGCAGAAUUUGAGAAGAAAUGCCAAUCUCAAAUGUGGUUACUUUUUUCUUCCUCUGUGUUAGUUUUAAUAAAUGUCUCAAUCAUUGUAUCAGCGCUUAUAAAGAGAUACCGUGUGCAUGUGGACUACAUUAUUCUGCGUAUUCGUAACAGAUUGAAAGGUAUACAUUUGCCCAAGAACAAAAGCUUUGAGUUCGAUGCCUUCAUAUCAUACGCUGAAGAUGAUUACAAGCUGGUGACAUCAAACCUUUAUCAAGCCCUGACAAAUUUAGGUUUUCUAAUAAGCCUACCUGAUAAAGACUUCAUCCCCGGAAGGUCAAAGGUGGACCAGCUGGUACAAUCUAUUGACCACAGUCGAAAAGUCGUUUUCAUUAUUACAGAAAACUUUCUAAAGAGUGGCUGGAAUUCGUACGCCGUCCAGAUGGCAGUGACCCAUGCCUUCCAUAACCAUCGAAAACGAUCCAUCAUAGUGAUUAUCAAGGACAACAUUCCAAUAGAAAGAAUGCCAAAAGACUUGCAAUAUAUCUGGUGGUGCAUAGUGAGCAUCAGGUGGCCAGACACUUUAGAACUGAUGGAUGGUUUCUGGGAAGAUCUCGCUACCACCUUGGGCUCAGUUUGA
Molecule: messenger RNA, 663 nt
Organism: Ostrea edulis (European flat oyster)
Lineage: Eukaryota; Metazoa; Mollusca; Bivalvia; Ostreida; Ostreidae
Product: toll-like receptor 2
Exons: 1
Coding region: 1-663 (220 amino acids)
Biological process (GO): immune response; toll-like receptor signaling pathway
Cellular component (GO): membrane
Molecular function (GO): transmembrane signaling receptor activity
Source: RefSeq, a predicted model, not a curated record